AUGGUUGAGGACCAGCGCUUCCGCAAAGUGCACAAUGAUCCGAGAUUUGCGCGCAACUCAAAGCGCAAGAGCAAACUUCAGAUCGACCAGCGCUUUGCUGCUGCACUUAAGGAUGAGCGUUUCCAAAGUGUUCAAGGGAAAUAUGACAAGUAUGGACGUUGUUUAGAAAAAAAAGACAGUGAAUUAAACAAGUUUUAUCAUCUGGACGAGGAAGACGACGAGGUGAAGCUGAAGACUCCUGUCAUCUCGGGCUCUGAUGACGAUAAUGAAAAUCCGAGCACCACUGUCGCCAAAACCAAUGAAAAACUCUCGCGUCUCGACUAUUUAAACCGUAUGGCACGUGGAGAGCUUGAAUCGGACUCAGAAAGUUCGGACUCAGAAGACAGCGACAACGAAGAGCUACAGGUCUAUGAUAAGAACGAAGAAGAGGAGAUACCGAUGGGCGAGGAAACCAAGCGCUUUGCUGUGCUUAACUGCGAUUGGACGCGUAUUCGUGCCGUUGACUUAUUUGCCCUCUGUCAGUCGUUUGCACCUUCCACCGGUACCGUUCAGAAUGUUAAAAUUUAUCCGUCGGACUAUGGUCUUGAGAAAAUGAAAGAGGAAGAGCAACAUGGACCUCAGGGUCUUUGGGAUGAUAAACAAGAGAAAUCACGCGAGUGUACGAUUGAGAAAAUCCCCGAGAGAGCUGAAAAUGCUAAAAUGAACGCGACGGGAAAGAAAGGAACAAAUUUGGCUGAAAGUGAUACCGAAAAUGGUAAUAGUGAUAAUAGUGACCCAGAAGGCGAAGACCCAGAAGGCGAAGAAGAUUACGACUCUGAUGAUCCACUUGGCGUGAAGAAAAGCGUAACACUCGAAGAGAAGUCGGAAGGUUUUGAUAGCGAAAAGCUGCGCAAGUACGAGCUGCAAAAGCUUCGGUAUUACUAUGCUAUUGUAACUUGUGAUUCGGUCAAGACAGCCAGUACUAUCUUUGACCAAUGUGAUCAGCUUGAGUACGAGACAUCAUCGAAUGUGCUUGAUCUUCGCUAUGUGCCGGACGACACAACGUUUACGAAUACACCUAAAGACACAUGCGACAGUGUGCCUGACCAGUACAAACCAGCCAUCUUCGCGACACUUGCGCUGCAACAGACGGAUAUAAAGCUUACGUGGGAGGAGGAUGACGACCAGCGCCUUGAGCUACUUACGCGUCCAGGAGACUGGAAAGAUGCCCAAGACGAUGAUUUCAAGGCUUAUUUGGCGUCCGAUGUCUCCAGUAGCUCCGAAGUUGAUAACAGUGAUAGUAUAGCAAACACUGCUGAUCCAGACAGCCGAAAGACACUCAAAAACAAGGCCAAAUUGAAAAAAUUGAGCAAUCGCUACCGGUCGAUGCUCUUGGGAAGUGACGCAGAGGAUAAAGAUGAAGACAAAGUUUCUGAGGGAGGCUAUGGAGAUAGUAGCGAGGAAGAGGGCGGAGCUGAUGCUGAUGGUAAUAUGGAGCUGUCAUUUACACCCGGUGCUAGUGACAUACUAAAGACAAAACGACAGAAAGAACUUGAAGAGAAUGAGACGCCAUUCGAGCGGUACGCACGCGAAAAGAAACAGAAAAAGAAUCGUAAAUUGCAUGAGAAACGUUCGCGACAGAAAGAACUUGAGCGUGAACAGCGUGAAGUAUUGAAGAAGAAGGGUCGUGGGGCAAAAGAGGCAAAUUUACUGCGCGAAGCGAUUAUUGGAGGCGAUGAUAGUGGGGCCGAGGAGAGUGAGAAUGACUUAAAUGAACGUGAUUUUGACAUGAAGAAAAUUGCCAAGCAAGAAAAAGUCAAAUAUUUAAAAGGUAAGCGUCGUGCCAAGGAGAUGAAGAAACUAGCCAAACACAAAGGCACUGGCGGGUUGCAGGAAGAUUUCCAAUUUGACGCGUCUGACCCACGUUUUAGCGGGUUGUACUCAAAGAGUUCUCACUUUCAGCUGGACCCAACGGAUCCGAAAUUUAAAAAAUCGGAAGCCACGUUGGCUAUUUUUAAGGAGCGGCGGCAACGUUAUGAUCAGGAUGCAUCAUCAGCUUUGAAUUCUAAAGCUUUUCCGACAACUACUGUCAACAGUAAACAGAAUCUGAACGCCAUGGUGGAAAAUCUGAAGCGAAAGUCUCAGCAGCAGGACAAGAAAAAGAAUAAGAAGAACAAAAUUUAA
Messenger RNA from Plasmopara halstedii, 2163 nucleotides. RefSeq names its product pre-rrna processing protein esf1. The transcript has 3 exons. Gene Ontology annotation, biological process: rRNA processing. The record is from RefSeq and is a predicted model, not a curated record. Gene Ontology annotation, molecular function: RNA binding. Gene Ontology annotation, cellular component: nucleus. Bases 1 to 2163 code for a protein of 720 amino acids. Lineage: Eukaryota; Oomycota; Peronosporomycetes; Peronosporales; Peronosporaceae.